AUGGAUAUACAAACAGUAAAUACUCGAAGAAAAAUAUUAAACCAAGUAGUUUCCAGUAUUUUAGUAGAGUGUGGUUAUGAUACAUGUGAGAAACAAGUAUUGGAAACACUCACCGAAAUGUUACAGUCAUUUAUUAUGGAGAUUGGCGCUUCAGGAAGAAAUUAUUGUGAACUUUCUGGGAGAACAGAGCCUCUUAUAGCAGAUGUGAUAUUGGCAUUAAUUAAUAUGGGCAUAAAAUUAGAUAAUAUAGAGACUUAUGCAAAACGACAAAGUAGGACAGUUCUGCCGACACUUCAGCAGCAGACGCAAGCAAAACAAUUAAAUAUCUUGCAAGCUGGUGUUAAGCAAGGCCAUCCAUCGCAUAUACCAAAUUAUUUACCAUCUUUUCCUGAUCCACAUGCAUAUAUUAGAACUCCGACACAUAAGCAACCAGUAACUGAAUAUGAAGCAAUCAGAGAAAAGGUAGCAACGCAAAAACGAGAUAUCGAGAGAGCUUUAACAAGGUUUAUUGCCAAAACAGGAGAAACACAUAGUUUAUUUCUCACAGAAGAUAAUAGCAUGUUUCCUUUAAUAUCCUGUAAACCACAAUUUCCAAGUUAUAUUUCCGCUCUUUUACCUCAAGACCAAAUAUUCGAACCAGAUCCAGAUUUUCAAUUUGAUUCAAGUCCUGUGAAAAAGAAGAAAGAGCAACAAAACGAAGAUAGACUUACCGAGGAAGGUAACCAAACACAAAAUGAAAAUAUGGAGCAAAAUGGUGAAACUAUUACUCAGCAAGAUGUUAUAGAUAAUCCGUAUUUAAGACCUGGAAAAAUUCCUAAAAAUAAAAUGUCAAGUACAACGAUACCGGGACAGCAUUCUGUCAAAAAAGAGCUACUUGAAUGUUAAGUAUCAUGAUAUUAAUUACUAUAUAAAAUAAGAUUUGAAAAGUUCACGAUGAUAGUAUUUUUAUGAAUUGUAACUGGAAACUCGAAUUCUUCUUAUGUAUAGAUUUAUAUUUUAUAUUUUUUGAUCCGUUUUUAUACCUGAAUCAUUAAGUUAGACGAUAAAAAUUAUAUUUUUAUUCUGUACUUACAUGAAAGUAUUUCGAAAUACAUUCAUCACUGAAAAU
Messenger RNA from Atta colombica, 1108 nucleotides. RefSeq names its product transcription initiation factor TFIID subunit 8 (gene Taf8). The transcript has 5 exons. Gene Ontology annotation, biological process: transcription initiation at RNA polymerase II promoter. The record is from RefSeq and is a predicted model, not a curated record. Bases 1 to 885 code for a protein of 294 amino acids. NCBI's taxonomy places the organism in Eukaryota, Metazoa, Arthropoda, Insecta, Hymenoptera, Formicidae. Gene Ontology annotation, molecular function: protein heterodimerization activity. Gene Ontology annotation, cellular component: transcription factor TFIID complex.